Messenger RNA from Pecten maximus, 4312 nucleotides. RefSeq names its product VPS35 endosomal protein sorting factor-like. NCBI's taxonomy places the organism in Eukaryota, Metazoa, Mollusca, Bivalvia, Pectinida, Pectinidae. Gene Ontology annotation, cellular component: endosome. Bases 50 to 2974 code for a protein of 974 amino acids. The record is from RefSeq and is a predicted model, not a curated record. The transcript is spliced from 26 exons. Gene Ontology annotation, biological process: endocytic recycling.
UGAGGAGGAGGAGGAACACUGAAAAAGUCAUGUGACAUACUUGUACAAAAUGGCGACAUACGAAUGGUUUCCGAAAAGAAGAAACUACCAUCUAGAAGCUAGGAAAGAAAAUCUACAAUUGGAGGAGGCUACCAGUCAUCCUUUAAAAACUAUCAGUGUUGUGGAAGUAAAAAGCACCGAAAAACGCGGAACACCUAUAAAGGGGACUGGUGCCAGCAAAGUUGUAAAGACAGAGACUUUUGACCCAUUGAGUUCAGCACUGGAGGGUUCAGACCCAUUGUCUAUGUUUGCUGCUGAAGUCCAGACUAAAAGUGCAUCCAAAACCCGCAGCUUGAGUCUAAAGGAGACUAAAAUAGGCCACAAUCCAAGUGAUGACUUGGAUGAGACGUUUGAACCUUGGAGUGCCAAGAAAGCUAGCAUUCUUACCAAGUACAGUACCUCAGAAAAGCUUUCUAUUACCACCAGCUUCCUGUCUGCAUCAGAUAAGGAAAAAGUUGUCAUCAAGGCAGUGACGGCGACCACAGUGACAGAUAAAGUGAGAAACAGACUGGAACAGUUAGAUGAUUUUGAGGAGGGAUCUGUUCAGGAGAUGUUGAACCUUAGUCAGCAGGAUUAUGUGAACCGCAUUGAUGAACUGAAUCAGGCUCUCAUAAAUGCCUGGGACAAUGACCAGAGAGUAAAAGCUCUCAAGAUAGCUAUACAGUGUUCCAAAUUAUUAGCUGACACGUCUGUGAUCCAGUUCUACCCCAGCAAGUUUGUCCUUAUCACUGACAUACUGGACACGUUUGGAAGAUUGGUGUAUGACAGGCUGAAGGAAAAGGCUGUGUAUUAUCCACCAGGCAGUGGAGUACCUGUGAAACUACCAGACAAUUUUACACCAGACCAGGUGCCAGAGUCUGCCAAGGAAACAUGUCGGAACUGGUUUUACAAGAUAGCUUCGAUACGGGAGCUUAUACCUAGGUUCUACGUGGAAACAGCCAUUCUGAAAUGUUACAGUUACCUCAAUCAAGGGGAGUACAGAGAUGCAUUGAACAGAUUGAUGGCCAUGAUCAAAGGAAUUGGAGAUCCACUAGUGGCUAUUUACGCUCGCUGUUAUCUAAGCAGGGUUGGCAUGCUGAUAGCUCCUACGAUUAGCGACCAUCUGAUGCCUUGCUUUGAUGAUUUCCUUGCCUCUUAUACACAAAUCCAAGGUGACCACGUACAGAAUGUACUAGCUAUACAGAAGCUGGAAAUGCCUAAAUACCUGACUCUGUUCUCCCCCGCCCUCGACUGGCUGCUGCAGUGUAUUGCCAACAAGUCAUCGGAACAGACACUCAUGGACAUCCUUCAGAAGUUUAAGAAACACUGUAAAAGUGCUCUGCUGUUGAACUCCAUCAUAUCUGCGUUUAAACCUGAAUACAUCGCUGUUCGAGCUGUGGAGUUCACGGAGAUGAUUCGGGAGAGUGAAGACACAGGAUUUCCAAAGCAUUUGCUGCAGCGAACUCUUGGCCUGUGCCUUGUGAUGGCGUCUCCUCCUGAAGAACAGAAACUCACUGUUCUGAAUGAAGUAUGGAAGGCGGUCAUGAAACUUAAAAAUCCAGCUGAUUACAUUGGUAGUGCUGAGAUUUGGAUUGAAUAUGUAGUUUUAAACUUUGGUAAGAGAGAAGUAAAUACAAUCCUAGCAGACAUUAUCAAACACAUGACUCCUGACCGAGCGUUCGAGGAUUACUACCCCCAGCUCCAGUCUGUCGUGGCCAAAGUUGUAACUCACAUACACGACUUCUCAACACUGUUUUCAUUGAAUAAGUUCCUGCCGUUCAUAGAUAUGUUCCAGAAAGAGGCUGUCAAAGUUGAUAUAUGUAAAACUAUAAUGGAAGCUUUUGCCAAACACCAGUCGGAGCCUACAAAUGACCCAGUCAUUAUUAACGCUUUAACUUUCAUCUGUAAAACUAUGCAUGAUUCUGUCAAUGCACUCACCCUAGCUGAUGAGAAGAAGAUGGUGAGUCACCUUAUCUCCAACUUUGUCCGAAAGAUUUCAUUUGGGAAGGAUUUCGAGCAGCAACUGAGUUUUUACGUGGAGGCCAGAUCUGCUUUCACAAAUCUUGAUCUAGUCCUCAUUCAACUUGUACAGAAUGUAAAUAAUUUGGCCGUAGAAACAAGGAAAGUUGUUCAUGGAAAUCAUUCUAGGAAGACUGGAAACUUUGUGCGGGCCUGUGCUGCGUACUGCUUUAUCACGAUUCCGUCGCUACAGUCAACCAUGGCUCAGCUCCAUCUAUAUCUCCUGUCUGGUCAGGUGGCCCUAUUAAACCAGUGUUACAGCCAAGCGGAUUCGUGUUUGAAGGCUGCCAUUUCAUUAAUUCCUGAUGUUCCUAAAAACCUCGACCUUGAUGGCAAGGCAAGAUCGUCAGAGCCCUUCCUUGUCGAGUUUCUGUACAACUUCCUAUCCACUCUGCUAGCAGUUCCAGAUAACCCAGAUUCUGGUGUGUUGUAUUUGUUGCGUGGUCUCCUCAACAUUCUACAGAACUACACUUGGGAACAAAGUGCAGACACAAAGGUGCAGAUCUACACUCGUGUACUUGCGCUGCUGUCCGCCACCAGUCAGGAGGUCUAUCUGUACCAUGUCGAUAAAGUUGAUGGCAAUGACGCCAUGUAUGGAUCUGACACCAAGUAUCUAGCGGAGGUCAACGCAAUUUGUUCUACGUUACUCGAGGAAAUACUCAACCACUUGAAAACGCUAGCAACACCAGAGACAUUUAAGAGGCAAAGUUUUCUAGCUUUGGAGCUCUUCAAUACUUUGAUUUGUCAUGGUGACAUGUCCCAUCAACAGUCGUUUACCUUGGCAACCAACCUUUGGAACCUGGCUCAGAAACAUGGCCAGAACGAUACCAAACAGAUGGUGCGGUGUUUUGAUCUUGUGAAGAGGAAGGCCAACUCUACAGGAGAUAAAGCCCUGGAAGACUUAGUGAAGAGACUUCCCCUUGAUUCUCGAGCAUAGUAUAAUCCACGUUCUGAAAGGAUAGGUGGACGAGCAUAGUAUAAUCCACGUUCUGAAGGGAUAGGUGGACGAGCAUAGUAUAAUCCACGUUCUGAAGGGAUAGGUGGACGAGCAUAGUAUAAUCCACGUUCUGAAGGGAUAGGUGGACGAGCAUAGUAUAAUCCACGUUCUGAAGGGAUAGGUGGACAUUAUUUUAUGAAGAUUGUGUUAUAGAUGGUUAAUUACUAUUGGACUGUCAGACUUACAUCGACUGAAGACGAUCUACAUCAUAUAAAACUGUGAUGUUCUGUUAGACUUAACGAGUAAAACACUAUGCUUAGGGCUGUUCCAGUAUUAUCUGUAUGGGAGGGGUGGCUGGAACUUGUAUUAAAACUUGAUAGGGUGGUGUCUCUGAAAAAGAGCCCAUAUUCCCAUAUUAGCCCCCCCCCCCCCCUAUUUUUUGUCAUGGGGAUCAGACUUAAAACUGGAAACUUAUUACUCUUUAUUAUUGUCUACUCUCUUUGUUAUCUACAAACUUCAGAUUAGGGAUGGAUCUACUGUCCAGUAAAAAUCUUGUUCCACCCAAACAUAUAUUAUGAUUUACCAUCAAUAUAAAUGUCAGGAUAUUUUAGUACCUAAGACCAUGCCCACAAAUAAGCUGCCAUCUUCAUUUUUGAAGAAUAAUAAAUUUUAAAACGGUGAGCUAAAAGCGAUUCAUAAAUAAGCCCUCCUCAAAUUUAAUGCUUACCUUCUACACUACAGGAGGGGGCUAAACUUUUACACUCGGGCAUGGGGCUUAUUUGAGGAUGAAUAUGAUAAUAUAUAUGCUGUGAUUGACCAAAGUAUGCUUGUAUUGGGAAUGAACCGUGUACUAGAAUGGUGAUCAAAUAUUUAUUGUAUGAUGUGGUACAUUGAAGAUUCCUGAACAGAGGGAACCCCAAAUUAAUUGUUUCAUUUGGAAAAACUAUUAAUUCAUACCUCCAAAUACCUUGAAACUAUAUAAAAAAAGUAAAUUUACAAAAUGUGAAAGAGAUGGGGAUGUGAGAAUAAGAUGGAUGGUGAUGAAUCUACCACUGGAGUGAUCAAAGUAAAUCUUUCACUUUUACAAAUCUGUUAUGUGUAUAAUUGGUGAAUACGAUAAUGUAAAUUAAGUGUUGGAAAGGUUGUCCAACAAUUUGAAUUGAUGUAUAUUAUUGCAUUAAUACCAUGUUAUAGAUUAUAAAACAGUAUUUUAUAUAAUUGAUUGAAAUCAUCUAGUGAAUAUAUAAAAUAAUAUUGCUUCCAUACAUGUACUGUGCAGUUAUUAAAAAAUUGUCACAGUUUAUUUUUACAAGGUGCAAUAAAAAAAUACAAAAGCAA